AGGCAGAGCCAAGCUCAGCGAAAGGCGUUAAUUUGCUAAGAAAAAUAAAUCUAUUGCGAGAUUUCACAAACAAUAUUAACGAUGGCAAAGCUCUUGAUAGUACUUAUUUGUCUGACUGCUCUAAUUUGCUUGCUGGCACCGGUCAAGGCGGCUCCUGCAGAGCGCUUGGAGUCUGCUGCUGAUGCCGACGACCUCUCCACGGCGGACAGCAUAGGGGUUGGAUACUAUGCGCCAGCGUACUACAGUCCAUAUUACGGCAGAAGAAGCUAUGGCUACGGCGGAUACGGUGGCUACGGCUAUGGCGGCUACAGAGGUUACGGCAGCUACUAUCGUCGCCCCAUCUAUCCGGUUUGGGGCUGAACAUAAGACGCAAUAGAACCUAGAUAGUAGUUUAUACAUAUACCAAUAUAUAUAUAUAUACAUAUAUAUAUAUUACUUUUAGCCUUGUAUAUCUUAUACUAACAACCAAAUAAAUAAUAUUUUAGCAAAGAA
Drosophila montana is the source of this 492-nucleotide messenger RNA. RefSeq names its product prismalin-14. Bases 82 to 360 code for a protein of 92 amino acids. NCBI's taxonomy places the organism in Eukaryota, Metazoa, Arthropoda, Insecta, Diptera, Drosophilidae. The transcript is spliced from 3 exons. The record is from RefSeq and is a predicted model, not a curated record.